Molecule: messenger RNA, 1077 nt
Organism: Echinostoma caproni
Lineage: Eukaryota; Metazoa; Platyhelminthes; Trematoda; Plagiorchiida; Echinostomatidae
Source: the annotation of a GenBank genome assembly
GAUCCGGCACGGGACUUAGAUCACGUGGCAUUUUGUCUACUUCUACUUGGUCCUGACUGGCCCGGUUAUUUGGAUUCGCUUGAAUCCGGUGCUCGAUUUAGAAAUCUUGCGACAUGUAUAUUGCAUGCCUUAGUUCGUCAGCUGUCCCGUCCAGACCAUAACUAUUGGCCUGUGGAUGUAGUCGCUGAACUGUUGCUUCGUGGUACCGGUCUCAUCCAAUCUACUUCAUGGUUGGAUACAGUCAGGCGACUAGUUCAGGAUUCCCUGUGGGCCAUAUACUCGAGCAACAGACCGGAACAAAUUGUCUCUCGUUUCCGAAUCACCCAUGCUUCAAAGGGUACGGAAUCUCCAAAACAAUCCGCAAUGGAAACUGUCGAAACGACUGAUAAUAAUACCAGUUGUCUGGGUUGGUUAUUUGAUCCGCGUUCCCUGUCCCCUCUGGUUGUCAUUCGUGGAGUUUCUUCUGCGCAAAAGGUCCCGUCAACCCAAUCGGACACCAACCGCAACAACUUUCCUUUGCGCAACGAAAGUCCUCACUCUGUGCGAAAAAUCAAUGUUGAUCAGUUAUUCGAACCCCACGGUGGGGUUGAUGUUAUCGUGUAUCUCUUGGGUCAAAUCGUCUGUUAUGGUGGGACCCUAUCCAGACCGAGUCAAUCCCUGACCCGAUUGCAAGCCCACACCGUGUGUCUGCUUUUUGGCUUGACCUGGCAGUCGAUAAUCUGUGCCUUUCAGUUCCACGCUCCCACUUUACCCGAUCCUGGUGUGGAGUCCCCAGUCCGAAGUCAAAGAAGACCGAAAAAAUAUCCCCGUGAACCGUGGACACAACCACUGAGUCGUGGCGAUACUCUCCUCGCUAGAUUGAUUAAACAUCCCGGCUUGGCAGCUGAUUCGGCGCGGUUACAAGAGGUCAGUGGAUCAGACUUAGUGUGUACCUGUUUACUCGUCUGGGCUGUGUGGGUUGAUUUUCUUUGCAUCUUUUUUAUCUCGCACACAGAUCGAACAAUAAAGAAAGUACUUUACGGUACGGUGCAGUUUAAGCAACUUUGGAAUAAAAGGACCCAUUUAGUGAUAAUUUAG